AUGGCUUCCUCGUCGAGCAACGUCGUUGGCGUGCAUUACCGUGUUGGAAAGAAGAUUGGAGAGGGAUCCUUUGGUGUCAUUUUCGAAGGCACCAAUCUCCUGAAUAACCAGCAGGUAGCCAUCAAAUUUGAACCGCGUAAAAGUGAUGCUCCUCAAUUGCGAGAUGAGUAUCGCACGUACAAGAUUCUCGUAGGAUGCCCUGGUAUCCCUAAUGUCUACUACUUCGGACAGGAGGGUCUCCACAACAUCCUAGUUAUCGACCUGCUCGGUCCCUCCCUUGAAGAUCUCUUCGACCACUGUGGUAGAAGGUUCACGAUAAAGACCGUCGUCAUGGUUGCCAAGCAGAUGUUGUCAAGGGUGCAAACCAUCCACGAGAAGAACCUUAUCUACCGCGACAUCAAGCCCGAUAACUUCCUGAUUGGCAGGCCAGGCACCAAGGCUGCUAACGUCAUUCACGUUGUGGAUUUCGGCAUGGCGAAGCAAUACCGCGACCCCAAGACGAAGCAACACAUCCCCUACCGCGAGCGAAAAUCACUGUCCGGUACUGCCAGAUACAUGAGUAUCAACACCCACUUAGGCCGUGAACAGUCCCGACGCGACGAUCUCGAGGCCCUCGGUCACGUUUUCAUGUACUUUCUGCGGGGUGGCCUUCCUUGGCAAGGUCUGAAGGCUGCAACUAAUAAGCAGAAGUACGAGAAGAUUGGAGAGAAGAAGCAGACAACCCCUAUCAAGGACCUCUGCGAAGGCUUUCCCGAGGAGUUCAACAAGUACCUGACGUACGUCCGUAACCUUGGUUUUGAAGACACUCCCGACUACGACUACCUCCGCGAGCUCUUCACUCAGGCCCUGAAGAAUACUGGUGAGGUUGAAGACGGCGAGUACGACUGGAUGAAGAUUUCCAAGGACUCGGGCAAGGGAUGGGAUGCGAUGAAAGGCCACAACCCCGGAUACCUGCACAACCCAAAUGCUCGACCCGGCCCGUCUCAGAUGGAACUGCACAGCGGCCAUCGGGGCGGUGCUGCAACCCCUCACAACCAGGCACAGAAUCUUACUGUCAGCCGUUUAAACGCCGCGCAACCCCCGCCUCCUUCUCCGAUCAAGCAGAUGGCGAAGUCGAGAGGUCAGCCAAACGCCCCAGGCGCAUUGAACGCGCAACGGGGCAGCGGAGCCGGGGGUCUUCGGGACAUGGCCACCCCCACCGGCUCAACUCAGGCCCAGUUUCAGAACAGCAACCGCAACCUUCCUCAGAACGUCCCUCAGCAGGCCCCGAUGAACCAACAGCAGGCCCAGUCUAAUGGACGUCCUGCUGAGCCGCAGCCGACGGGCUUCCAGAAGUUCAUGAAGGUGCUGUGCUGCGGUUAG
Messenger RNA from Colletotrichum truncatum, 1362 nucleotides. Its product is annotated as casein kinase i. The record is from RefSeq and is a predicted model, not a curated record. Gene Ontology annotation, biological process: signal transduction; endocytosis; peptidyl-serine phosphorylation. Lineage: Eukaryota; Fungi; Ascomycota; Sordariomycetes; Glomerellales; Glomerellaceae. Gene Ontology annotation, cellular component: nucleus; cytoplasm. Gene Ontology annotation, molecular function: protein serine/threonine kinase activity; ATP binding.